Molecule: messenger RNA, 909 nt
Organism: Malus domestica (apple)
Lineage: Eukaryota; Viridiplantae; Streptophyta; Magnoliopsida; Rosales; Rosaceae
Source: RefSeq, a predicted model, not a curated record
AUGGACUUGGACUUUAGAUUGGGUUGUGGAUUACUUAUGUUCAACUCACUAGUUUUGUUUACAGAUGAUGCAAAGAAAACGGAACACUUGCUUUCAUUGGAUGGAGCAAAGGAGAGGCUUCAUUUGUUCAAAGCGGAUUUAUUAGAAGAAGGAUCAUUUGACGCUGUAGUUGAUGGAUGUGUAGGUGUUUUUCAUACGGCAUCGCCUGCACAAAUUUCAGCCACUGACCCACAGGCAGAAAUAAUUGAGCCUGCAGUGAAAGGAACACUUAAUGUUCUAAAAUCAUGUGCGAAAUUCCCCGCUGUCAAGAGAGUGGUUUUAACAUCUUCUGUGGCUUCAGUAAGGAUGAGUGGAAAACCUCUGACCUCUGAUGUGGUUUUCGACGAAACAUGCUAUUCGGAUCCACUUUUUUGUGAGAAGACAAAGCAAUGGUAUCCUCUCUCAAAAAUUUUAGCUGAGGAGGCCGCCUGGAAAUUUGCCAAAGGAAAUGGGAUUGAAUUGGUAUCGAUACAUCCAGGGUUUGUGAUUGGUCCACCCUUACAGCCAACUCUUAAUGUCUCCAUCGAGUUUCUUCUGAAUAUAAUUAGUGGGAUUGAAAUACCGUUUGUAAACUACACAUUUGUGGACGUUAGAGAUGUUGCCUCUGCUCAUAUUCAAGCAUUUGAAGUUCCUUCAGCGAGCGGCAGAUAUUGUUUAGUUGCCCACGUUGCUGACCGUACCGAUACUCUAAAGAUUUUACGAGAGCUUUACCCCACAUUGAGCCUUCCUGAGCUUGGCAAUCCUUCUGACACAAAGUUUCAAGUGUCCAGGGAGAAAGCAAAAGGUUUGGGAAUCACUUUCCUUCCUCUGGAAACGAGUCUCAAGGACACUGUUGAAAGCCUCAAGGAGAAGGGCUUCCUCAAGUUUUGA